Thlaspi arvense is the source of this 1630-nucleotide messenger RNA. Lineage: Eukaryota; Viridiplantae; Streptophyta; Magnoliopsida; Brassicales; Brassicaceae. The record is from the annotation of a GenBank genome assembly.
CACAUUUGAAAUUUUGACAUGUUUGAAUACUGAUAUGUUUUUUUCUCUUGUUAGACAAAACUCUGAGUUUUAAUUUGAAUAAAAAGAAAUGAUGAACAAAAUUAGACCGAGGGUUGCUCCGGAAAUGAUGGGACAAAAGUGGGCAAGUCAGUGGAAUUGAGGUUUCUGAUACCAAACACAAACCCUUUUUUCCUCACUUUCUCCCUCUAAAUUACUCUCUUCGUCUCUCCGCAUUCUCACUUUCCCUCUUUUGUCGUACCUGUAAACUUGCCAAAAAAAAAAAAAAAGUCCUUUUGGUCUUUAAAUCCUCAUUGUUUCAAUUCUGUUUUUCGAGCAAUAUAGCUGGAGGAAUCAAAAGCGAGAGUCUUGGAGUGAGAAUCUCAGGUUAAUUUUCCAUUGAAAAGAGAGAACAAGAUUUGAGAUUCCAUUGUUAAUCUUUGAAUCAAAAUGAGUGCAGCGGCUACAAUGCCCAUGCCCCGAGAAGCGUCUAAUUACGAUGAGAUCUCUAUGCAACAGAGUAUGCUCUUCUCUGAUAGUCUUAAGGAUCUGAAGAAUCUAAGAACACAGUUGUAUUCAGCAGCUGAGUAUUUCGAAUUAUCCUACACAAACGACGAACAAAAACAGAUAGUUGUGGAGACGCUGAAAGAUUAUGCGAUAAAGGCACUGGUGAAUACAGUUGACCAUUUGGGCUCUGUUACGUAUAAAGUCAAUGACUUUGUUGAUGAAAAAGUCGAUGAAGUAGCAGGCACCGAACUACGAGUAUCUUGCAUCGAACAGAGGCUACGGAUGUGCCAAGAGUAUAUGGAUCAUGAAGGUCGUUCGCAGCAAUCACUCGUGAUCGACACUCCAAAGUUCCACAAGCGAUACAUUUUGCCUUCGGGCGAAAUCAAGAGAGGUGGCAACCUCGCAAAGCUCAAGAGUGUUGAAAGUAGUUUUGGUGAAGAAGAUGAGUUGAACCAAUUCCGAAAUGCUGUUCGUUCUACGAUUCGGGAAACGCCUCCACCAGCAGCCCUUAGAAAACCGAUACUUCAGUCUCCGCCUCCACGGAAACCUCAACGUUCAUCAACCUUUUCCUUCUCCUCUAUCUCCACGCAACCAAAGAAAGAACAAGAUAAGCGAGCAGUAUCACCGCAUCGGUUUCCGCUGAUAAGAUCUGGUUCGGUUGCUAUCCGACCGUCAUCAAUCAGCCGGCCAACGACCCCGGUCAAGAGUAGAGCAAUAACUCCUAAACGGUAUCCGUCAGAACCGAGAAGAUCGGCUUCGGUCCGGGUUGCGUUUGAGAAAGAAGCCCAGAAAGAACCAGAGCAGCAGCAGCAGCAACAACAACCAAGCAAAAGCAAACGGCUGCUUAAGGCGUUGCUUAGCCGACGCAAGACCAAGAAGGACGAUACGCUCUACACUUACUUGGACGAAUAUUGAACAGAGAGGCGCUGGUUUUGGACGUCUAUUGGUAAACCGGAUAUUAUAUCCAAUUCUAAGUGCGUUUUUCUGUUACAUAAUAUCAACCAUGUAUGCUCCUGUGAAUUUUUGUAUACCGUACCACUAUCAAAAUGUGAAUGCAAUAUUUUCUUACAAUUUUUUUUGAAAAAUGUGCAAAGAAUAGCGGUCUUCUUAAUUAUACAAACUGUUA